Molecule: messenger RNA, 2898 nt
Organism: Neospora caninum
Lineage: Eukaryota; Apicomplexa; Conoidasida; Eucoccidiorida; Sarcocystidae
Exons: 12
Coding region: 1-2898 (965 amino acids)
Molecular function (GO): chloride channel activity
Source: RefSeq, a predicted model, not a curated record
AUGAUCCACUACAGGCAAGACCCGUGGCUGGGGUUCUGCAUUCUCUUGCAGCCUCACGGGUCCGUGCUUCUCUGCUCCGUCCCUCGCGCUCUGAUUGCUGGCAUUCUCACCUGGGCGCUGAUGACCUACGGGGAACUGACGAGCAACGGGGGAGCAGACAUCAUGUUCAGCCCCACACUGUUCAACUUUUUCCUUUCCCUCGCCGUACUGGUCUUGGCCUUCCACACGAACCAGGCCUACCAACGUUUCUGGGAGGCUCGCUCGCAGGUUCAAAUCAUGGCCAGCUGGUGGGCUGACGCGGCCAGCACCUUUGUCGCCUUGGACGAGAUGACCGGCAUCGCCAAGGGCGAAUAUGCGUGGGGAGCCGACUGGCGAGGGAAGAUUCUUCACCUCCUCAGUUUGCUUCACGCCGUGUCGAUUCAGUAUCUGCUGCACAACGACGCGGAGAAGACACAGCUGGAAGUGCUUGGGGGAAUGGACGCUUUUGAAGCGAAACUCCUCAGCCUCACAGACGACCAAACGUUCCUCGUCAUGCACUGGAUAGUUCAAGAGAUGAUGCGGCGCCUGGUGGUGGAACCAAAGGGCUUGGCGGUGCCGCCGCCGUGCUUUGCGCGAAUUCAGCAUCAGCUGUCGAAUGGAAUGCUAGCGUUCAAUUCAGCAUGCAAGAUUGAAGACACGCCUUUCCCCUUUCCCUACGUUCAGCUCGUGCAACUCAUGGACUGGUUUAUGACUAUUGCUUGCCCGGUGGUCAUUGCCUCGUGGAUGAUCAAUAAGCCAUGCGCAAUCGUCCUCUCGGUGAUCGCCGUCGGUGCCUUCCACGCGACGUUCGCGGCUGCAUGUGCUAUGGAGAGCCCCUUUGGUCGCCAGGCAAACGAUCUGCCGCUUGUGGAGCUUCACCGUGAUUUCGUCAAUCGCCUCAAGUCGAUCGUCGACACGCACGUCGCCGCCUGCUUGAACAACAUGAUCGUGAAGGCUGAAAGUCCAGAAACCCAUGAGUACGAGCUGUACGAGGACGCCGAUCUCCCCGAUUCUCCCCUGGCCAAAAUUCGGAUAAAGCUGCACCAGUACGCGGGCGGGUCUCGCCACAAGAUCGCGCCGCAGCAUCCACCCCACACGCACCUGAAGGGGAAGGCGGCGCAUCUUCACCGGGCGGGACGGGGCAGGGACGAGCACCACGCGCUGGCCGCUGGCCCCCUGUCGCGGUUCCAGCGUCUGCCGCUGUAUCCGAAGAUCCUGCGGCGAUCGCGCAGGCGAACAGCCCCGAGUCACUCGACCAGUCACCGGCACGAGGAGCACGACGAGUGGGAGAAAGACUGGGACGACACGGAGAGCGACUUGUCCCGGGAGGCGAUCACCAGCGAGCCUCAGCGAGGCCUCGCGGCCCCUGCCUCCGAGUACGGCAGUGUCUUCAGCGGCGUGGACAUGGAGCCCAGAGCGGACAGCCACGACGGUAUCGUGGGCCGCAAAGCCCCGGCAGCGGCCGUCCCGAGUGCAGGUUCCGCGGCCUAUCUGUAUCCACCUGGCGAGGCAGGGGCGUCGCCGGGAGUCGACGGCACUCGCUCGACCGCAGUGGCCGCAGACGGCGACGGCGAUGGCGAGAAAGAUCUCUUCAGCAUUCCGUAUCGCAGCGCAGACGCCGACGCUGGGCGACUGUCCGUCGGGCCUGGAUCGGUCGUAGCCGCUCCAGGCAGCACCUGCGGGGCGCAGUCGGAGAGACAGUCCGUGGAGAUGCUCUGCGAACUGGGCACCUUGUCGCGGGGCCUUUCCAGGCGUCUCGACGGCCGGAGCUCCACACGCAGGCAGAGCUUCUUCAAGUCCGUCGGGGACAUCUUGAGGCUCGGAUCCAGGAGUGGGAAAGACGGCCCGUUCGAGGCGGGGCCUGCGCCGUCGGGGAAGGCCGGGGAUCCGCCUUCCAAAGGGGAAACAUCGGCCCGAGCCUCGUUCCGGUCCAGUCGGAUCUUCCAGUUCGGAGACGACAACUUCACCACUUUCCACUCGCUCCAGCGCGACGGCGGCAGCGACGCGUCUCGCCGCCAGAGUGAAGCAGCUGCAACGCCCAUCCCCGUCCCCACGGUGCCCAUCAACAUCCACGUAGCCCCUGCGUCCGCGCUGGAGACUCCUGUUGCAAGCGGCCAGGAAGACACACGCGUGCGAACCGUCUACGUCUUUGAUCCAGCGACGUCUCCCGCGGCGAUGAUGGAAGAAGAGGCAUCUCGUGACAGGGCGACAACACCUGUCGCUGAGCCCGCGUGCCCAGCCGGGGAGACCGCGAGUUCCCCCGUUGACGAGCGGAAGGCCCGCAACGAUACGUCGGCGCUGGCCCCUCCUGAAACACCGUGGGCCUCGAAGGAUGAACGGCUGUCUCCAGCUGACUCGCUCCUCGUCGAACCGCCAAUCUCCAGAAGGGCAACGUGCAUCAGCAUCGAAGAGCCGCUUCCGGUGUCCGCAGUCCGCCGCAUUGGAGGUUCGUCGCAUACAUUGACACCAGGAGACAUCGCUGCUAAAGUGGCCAAGAACUUCAGAGAGAAAGACAAGGAGAAAGACAAGGAAAAGGAGAGAAAGGACUGCGGCCAGGCGAUGCGCAUCAUGCGAUCCGAUACGACGCGGCAAAACGUCGAACGGGGAAAUGAGGGAUGCCUUCAAUGUUCGACGCCCUCCACAGUCGACACUGUUCCGAGAGUUCAUCUCACGCGAACGCUGCGUGUCAGACCACGUCUCAAGAAAGAACAGUUCUUUUCAGAGAUAGCACCAGGGUGCGAAAUGGUUGCUGCCUGUUGCGGUCUGCCGCGGUCGUGUUCUGCCCACUCAUACACGCGGCGACAGGCAGGCAGGGGACAUGAAAGAUGUAUAGGUUUGGUGUACCCCUUUUGUCUGCCUUCGCCGACACCGCAAGAUUAG